AUGUCAAGUCUAGCUUUAUACACUCUCAAACAAUUAGUCAAACGAGCCGUAUCAGAUGAUUUAGACGAUUCACCAGAUACUCCAGCAGUAGGAGAUGACCCGUUGGAAGAUUCCAACCCCGUUGAAAAUGAAAUCUUUUCUUCAUGGGCAUUAUUCAUUUUGUUAUUGUUGUUGAUGUUGGCUUUAUGGUCGUCGUAUUUCCUACAACAGAGGAGGAUUAAAGCCAUUCAUGAAACUGUAUUGUCAAUCUUUUGUGGUAUGAUUGUCGGUUUGAUUAUUAGACUUAGUCCUGGCCAUUAUAUACAAGAUGCAGUCAAAUUCAAUCCGGGAUACUUUUUCAAUAUAUUGUUGCCUCCCAUCAUUUUGAAUAGUGGGUACGAACUACAUCAAGCAAAUUUUUUCAGAAAUAUUGGUAGUAUCUUGACAUUUGCCAUUCCAGGGACAUUUAUAUCAUCGUUAGUAGUGGGGAUUAUUGUGUACAUAUGGACAUCAAUUGGAUUGGAUAGUGUUAAGUUGGAGUUUGUUGAUGCAUUGGCAGUCGGAGCUACAUUAUCAGCCACUGACCCGGUAACAAUUUUGUCCAUAUUCAAUGCUUAUAAGGUUGAUCCAAAGUUGUAUACAAUUAUCUUUGGGGAGUCCUUGUUGAAUGAUGCCAUCUCCAUUGUCAUGUUUGAAACUUGUCAAAAAUUUCAUGGACAACCAGUCAAAUUUUCAUCAUUGUUUGAAGGUAUUGGCUUGUUUUUGAUGACAUUUACCAUUUCAACAAUCAUCGGCAUUGCCAUUGGUAUACUAGUGGCGUUAAUUUUAAAACAUUCACAUGUGAGGAGGUACCCCCAGAUUGAAACUUGUUUGGUUUUGCUUUUUGCCUACCAGUCAUAUUUCUUCUCCAAUGGUGCUCAUAUGUCAGGUAUUGUAUCUUUGCUAUUCUGUGGAAUCACACUAAAACAUUAUGCCUACUACAACAUGUCUAGACGUACUCAAAUUGCUACAAAAUACAUUUUCCAAUUACUAGCACAAUUAUCAGAGAAUUUCAUUUUUAUUUACCUCGGCUUGUCAUUAUUCACCGAGGUUGAGCUUGUGUUUAAACCAAUGUUGAUUAUUGUUGCAUUUAUUUCCAUUUGUGUUGCUAGAUGGUCAGCAGUUUUUCCAUUAUCAAGAUUUCUCAACUUUUUGUACCGCGCUAGGCUUGAGAAAUAUAGUGGUAUCUCAAGCAUGAACUCCAAUGGCAGCUUGUCGUUAAAUGUACCUGAUGAGAUUAGCCAUUCGUACCAAAUGAUGAUUUUCUGGGCCGGUUUGAGAGGAGCAGUGGGUGUUGCGUUGGCUAUGGGAUUUGGUGGUGACGCCAAAUGGACCUUGCUCGCAACAGUGUUGGUUGUUGUUGUGCUAACUGUCAUUUUGUUUGGUGGUACAACAGCGUCGAUGUUGGAGAUUUUGGGUAUAAAGACCGGAUGCAUUGACGAAACUGCAGAUUCCGAUGACGAGUUUGACAUUGAAGCACCUAGAUUCCCGCUUCAGGCAAACCUCACCUCACAACCAAACAUUCUUGGAAGUAGGAGAUUCAUGAAAUCACAACAAAAAGUUGCCCCGUUCAAAGAUAGCACAUCCAAUAACUCAUCAGCGGUUAAUUUACUCGACAAUGAAGCAAACCCAAAUAUUGACGAUGGUGGAGACGACGAAGAGGAGUUGAUUGGCAGCGAUGUUGACGAAUAUAGAUCAGGAUCAAUGUCAUCACCAAUUUACAACAAUUCAACAUCCAAUGGUGAUAGAGGAGUCCUAGGAGCUAUUCUCAGUGCAGAGGAACACGCUAGAUGGUUUACUAGAUUCGACGAAGAGGUUUUGAAGCCAGUUUUAUUAGACACGGUACCUGGUAUCCAACCCAGUGCCAACAAUAGUAGCAGUACAAACUUGAGUGGUAGCAGAAGGGAUUAA
Molecule: messenger RNA, 1929 nt
Organism: Lodderomyces parapsilosis
Lineage: Eukaryota; Fungi; Ascomycota; Pichiomycetes; Serinales; Debaryomycetaceae
Gene: NHX1
Product: bifunctional K:H/Na:H antiporter
Exons: 1
Coding region: 1-1929 (642 amino acids)
Biological process (GO): vacuolar acidification; sodium ion transport; proton transmembrane transport
Cellular component (GO): early endosome; late endosome; fungal-type vacuole membrane
Molecular function (GO): sodium:proton antiporter activity
Source: RefSeq, a predicted model, not a curated record